Messenger RNA from Castor canadensis (American beaver), 1023 nucleotides. The record is from RefSeq and is a predicted model, not a curated record. Lineage: Eukaryota; Metazoa; Chordata; Mammalia; Rodentia; Castoridae.
CCCGAAUCCAACUCGGCCCCAGUUCUCCGCUGCCUCUGCUCUUCUGUUCAUCAUGCCAUUCAUUGAGCUGGACACUAAUUUGCCUGGCAACCGUGUGCCCGAGGGACUAGAGAAGCGACUCUGCUCGGCCACCGCCGCCAUCCUGAACAAACCUGAGGAGCGCAUAAAUAUUACCGUGAGGCCUGGCCUGACCAUGACCCUGGGCGGAUCCACGGAACCUUGUGCCCAGCUGGUUGUCUCCUCCAUCGGCGUGGUGGGGACCGCUGAGGAGAACCGUGGCCACAGUGCCCGCUUCUUCGAGUUCCUCACUAAGGAGCUGGCCCUAGGCCAGGACCGCAGCCUGGAACAUAUGGGCAGUUGGCUUGGUUUAUGAAGAAUAUUGAACUGGGAUGUUUCCUGUUGUCACAUUUGCUGCUCCAUAUGUUUAUAGCAAUGAAAUCAGGUGAAAGGCUCAGCCUGGAGGGUUGCAACACAAUGGAAAUGUGUGGGAGCACCUGGUCUGCCCUGGAACUUCCUGCAUACUCUGGUGAUGGCCUGAGAUUUCUAAUCUCAACUUAGUGUGGCCUAGACCGUCACUUUCUGUUGAUUGCUAUGCUGGCCUGGCACACAGGGCUGCUUGCAUUUCAGGGAUCUUCCCUGGACUCACUUUACAUGCUGACUCUUGUUGACAAAUGACUGGAGCAGGGAGCUGUGCAUUAUGCAAAAUGCAUGCCAGUCAUGGGAAAGUAAAGUGCCAGCAAGCCAAGCAUGGAAAUGCAAUGUCAUUAUAAACAAUGAAUGUUGUCCCUGUUCUCCAACUGAAAUAACAUACUAUGCGUUUGCAUUUCCGAGUAUUUCCAGGUAGGGUAGGGAGAUCCCAAAGGAAGAAUCCAUCUAGGUAAUUUUCCAGAUGUUUGCGCACAGUUAAACUCAGCUCAUGACCCUUAGACACUGGUGAAAGGUGUCUCCCUGCCAGUUAGAUAUCUGAUGAUCCGUGUCUUUAGUGUACUAGUGAAAUGUCAAAUUGAGAUUUUUGUUCUAUUA